CACACACAACACCUGAAAUGAAGACUUCAACCCCAAAAUCCAAAUCCUCCUCCCAAUUCCAAACCCUUUGAAUUUCUCGACAAAUUUCUCCCCUCGAAUCUAAAAUUCGAAGAAUUUUCUUAACAUGAAACCACUAUUUCUGUUGAUCGUAGCGUUUUCUGUGUUGAUUCGAUCAAACGGCGCCGUUUUGUCGUCUUCUUCUUCAUCGCCGUCGCGGCAGCAGCGUACCACGGAGGCUUACGUCACGCUGCUGUACGGCGAUGAGUUCCUGCUGGGCGUCCGAGUGCUCGGCAAAUCGAUACGCGACACCGGAUCCACCAAGGACAUGGUCGUCCUCGUCUCCGACGGCGUCUCCGCCUACGCCAUGAAGCUCCUCAAGGCUGAUGGAUGGAUAGUGGAGAAGAUUAGUCUAUUGGCGAAUCCUAAUCAAGUGAGGCCGACGAGAUUCUGGGGUGUCUACACAAAGCUGAAGAUUUUCAACAUGACUAACUACAAGAAAGUUGUGUAUCUUGAUGCGGAUACUAUUGUGGUGAAAAGUGUUGAGGAUCUUUUCAAAUGCAGCAAGUUCUGUGCUAACUUGAAGCAUUCUGAGAGGCUGAACUCUGGAGUGAUGGUGGUGGAACCGUCUGAACAUGUAUUUCAGGACAUGAUGGGGAAAGUGACCACUUUGGAAUCUUACACUGGAGGAGAUCAGGGGUUUCUGAAUUCCUAUUACUCGGAUUUUCCCAAUGCGCAUGUUUUCGAGCCAAACUUAGCACCAGAGGUUCGCAAGUCUAGGCCAGUUCCAGAAAUGGAGCGUCUUUCAACAUUAUAUAAUGCAGAUGUUGGUCUCUAUAUGCUGGCAAACAAGUGGAUGGUUAAUGAAAGUGAACUCCGUGUCAUUCACUAUACCCUCGGUCCCCUCAAACCUUGGGAUUGGUGGACAUCUUGGCUUUUGAAACCCGUUGAUGUCUGGCAGAAUGUUAGGGAAGGGCUUAAGGACUCCCUUCCGGGAACUGGAGGAGGCAGAAAUCCAAAUGAUGCUCUUGUUGUCAAAAUUCUUUUCUCAGUUCCAGUUUUGGCUCUACUCUUUUGUUACUAUCGAUCUUUUCUUCAGACACGGGAAUACUUUGGAUCCUUAUCUCGAAGUUCAUUUUAUGACCAAAUCAAACACGUAUAUUACAAAAUUAGAUCCACUGGGACUCUUAACUACACGAGUGUUUCUACGUCAUCCACCAUUAAUGCCAGCAAUCAGAGCAAGGUUCCUUGUUACUUGGGCGGAAUGUCUAUUGUUGCGUGUUUCAUGGCCGCUGUGGUGGCCCUUGUGGUUGCUCUUGCAGUUGUACCUCGACAAGUUAUGCCAUGGACUGGUUUACUAUUGAUGUAUGAGUGGACAUUUACAAUCUUCUUCUUAUUGUUUGGAGGAUAUCUCCAUCUAGUUUAUCAAUGGGGGAGGACAACAGCAGUGCAAUCAACACUUUCCUCUGGUCCUGAAUCAGUUGAUGAUGAUUCUGGAAAAGGUCAUCAACGGCAAGUAUCAUUGUGUGAUAGUGCUUCAUUGUAUUAUGGGCUAGGAAUGGCUUUUCUGGCUGUUGCUGCUCCAUCUUUGCCAUGUCUUUUUGGUAUCACUGCUCUAUUUUUAAGGUUAGGUUUAAUGGUUGUUGGAGGCCUAAUCUUGGCAUCUUUCAUGACAUAUGCGUCUGAGCACCUUGCAACUAGAUCAUUCUUGAGAGGCCUUGAAGACCGAGAUGCUACGAGAAGUAGGAGCUUUUGUUAGAUAUGGUUCACUGGUGACAAAACUGAGCAUGUAAAACUACUGACCAAAAGACUCUGUCCUGUAAGCAGUGUUUGAUGCUUCUGUUGUAAUCUGUUUCACAUGGAACGCCUAGAUGAAUUUGUAAAUUAUUGCCAGAAAAUCUGUUGAUAAGUGCUUUUUCUCAAGGAAAUUUUGUUGCAACAUUGUUACGAAAACUUUUAAUGAUACUGUUAACAUUCUUCCGCAUAA
This is a messenger RNA of Rosa chinensis, 1984 nucleotides long. RefSeq names its product inositol phosphorylceramide glucuronosyltransferase 1. Gene Ontology annotation, molecular function: glycosyltransferase activity. The transcript is spliced from 10 exons. Lineage: Eukaryota; Viridiplantae; Streptophyta; Magnoliopsida; Rosales; Rosaceae. Bases 125 to 1756 code for a protein of 543 amino acids. The record is from RefSeq and is a predicted model, not a curated record.